Messenger RNA from Chenopodium quinoa (quinoa), 3366 nucleotides. RefSeq lists its product as uncharacterized. The record is from RefSeq and is a predicted model, not a curated record. The coding region runs from base 608 to 1297 and encodes 229 amino acids. Lineage: Eukaryota; Viridiplantae; Streptophyta; Magnoliopsida; Caryophyllales; Amaranthaceae. The transcript has 5 exons.
ACACAUGACCUGUAGGGUGUUAAUGCUUGAUGUAGAGCGCUCAACCACUAAACUACAAUCUAGAAUGCUAACUUUACACAAAAAAUAAAACUUACAGGGGCCAGCCUUCAACAUAAAUGGAUCGCCAGUUGGCCUCCACCAGCCCCCCGUGGCUAUCAUAGUAUCAUCUAAUUCUCUCUUCUCCAUUUUCUUCCUUGCUCAUGUUGUCGUCAACUAAUUGUUUCUUCUUCUUCAAUAUUAAGUCCAUUAAUAAUCUGUAAGUGGGCACUUGAGCUAGAGGGGGUGCUUGUGGUGGUGAAUUGGCUAGGCUAGCUUGCUGCAGUGGUUUUGAUCAUUGGCGACGAGUAGCUGAAAAUAAUUGGGUAAAUAACCCUCUUCGUCUCUUUAAUUCAAUGGUAAAUAUCCUUGCAAAAUCAGAUCUACAACUCGCUGUAGCAAGAGAAUGAGGACAGUUGGGUCAUCAAGUUUGCAGUCCGGCUAUAGAAGGUAUGUUAAACAUCAUGCGCUGAUAAUGUAAUGUGUUGCCGUAAAUUGUUAGUAACAUAGUGUAUAUAUAGUGAGCGGCAAGAUUCAAGCUUGCAACCAAAAAGAAGCCGGAAAAGUAACUAUGAAACAAUUGCAACAUUAUUACAGUUGUUAUUGUCCACUACAAUAUCCUUUGCUUUUUCCACGGGGAGAAUGGAAUCAAGGGCUGAAGAAAAUGUCUCACGGUGGACAUAGGCAAGCUGAUACCAAGGUUGACCCUGUUCAGUCUUGUGCUGUGCACAAUGUAGAAAAUUUGCUUGCUCAAGAAGCUACACGUGCAUCUGGUAGACAUACAAAGGCUGAUAAAUUUGUUUCGCCAAGAGAAUAUUAUGCAUAUAAGUUGCAGAUCAAACCGAACUACAUGCUUUUAAGGGCAGGAACAGCAUUUCUCCAGUACAUUGUAGACAUGUAUGUGAAGAUUGAAAAUACGAGGCUUGAUUUUUUCCUUCGACAUCAAGAUAGUAUUAGAGCUUAUCUAUAUCAAGGCAUACUAGAUACAGUUGAAGCUGGAGAGAUUAAUCCAGCCAAUGUUGGCCAUAGAUUUGUUUUACCGCCUACAUUCCUUGGUGGUCCAAGGGAUUUGAAAAGGCGUUACUACAAUGCCAUGGCUCUGGUUCACAGAUUUGGGAAGCCGGAUUUAUUUAGCACAAUGACGUGUAAUGCAAAUUGGCCAGAGAUUAAAGCAGAGCUUUCCCUUGGGGAAAUCGCACAUGAGAGACCAGAUUUAGUAGCUCGGGUAUUCAGAGCAAAAUUAUUAGCUCUGAAGAAGUAGAUUAUGGAGAUUAAGGUAUUUGGUGAGGUAGGUGUUUGGAAUUCCAGAAAAGGGGGCUACCUCAUGCUCAUAUUUUAUUGAUUCUGAAGCCGGAGUUCAAAUUGAAAAGUCCAGCUGAUUAUGACAAGUAUGUUUCUGCAGAAAUUCCUUCAUUAAGUAAUCCUACAUUGCGUAGGAUUGUAUUAAAGCACAUGAUGCAUGGGCCUUGUGGUCGAAUGAAUCCACAAUGUUCUUGUAUGCAGAAGAAAGGAGGUGAAUUGGUAUGAAAAAAUAGCUAUCCAAAGCCAUUUGUUGAUCAAACCACUACCAACGAAGACGGUUAUCCUUGCUACCGUAGAACAGAUACGGGAGAAAAAGUAAAGAUCAGAAAUGCUGAGCUGAAAAAGUCCCAUACAACCCAUAUCUUUCGACACUUUUUGACUAUCUUAAUGUAGAGGUUUACUCCACCAUAAAAGCAGUAAAGUAUCUAUAUAAGUAUGUAUACAAGGGCCAUGAUAAAGUGUCCUUACUAUAAAACCAGAUGGCAGAUAAGCAACUGAUGAAAUUACUAGGCAAACAUCAACAGCAAGAACAAAACCAUAUACCCCAAUUUUUCAAGGUUUGUCAUCAAUCAUAAGCAAGUGGAAUUAGCUGUCUGUAAUUACCCUUUCGUGGAGAGGUAAGGAAGACACAGGAUGCCUUCAAGUCAUCUAACAGGCAAAAGGGGUUAGUUCAAAUUACCGAGAGGAUGCAGUAUUAAGACACAAUUUGGUACUCUGAGAAAAUCAAAGAAGGGAAUAUCUUUGAGGUAAGAGUUGAGGACUAUGGAGCCUUUCUCAAUCUGAGCUUCCCUGAUGGUAUAUAUAUGCUUGAGCCUUUUGUUACUGUGAUUGUUUUUUUACGGUAUUUUUUGGCAUCUGGAUGUAUACAACUUAUAUUAUGCAGGAAAAUAUCAUUUUACUGGCUUAAUACAUGUUUCGGAAGUUUUAUGGGAUUAUGUUCAAGAUGUCACUAUGUCAGGGAUGUAUUAAGAGUGGAUGAUGUUGUAAGAGUUAAAAUUGUUAACAUUGACAGAUUAUGUCACUUUGAAGAUGAAUCGCGGGAGCAUAUUUUUAGAGAUUGCGAAAUCUCUAGAAGAUUAUGGAAAUGCAGCACAAUGGCAAAGAGCUCAAAAUCAGGGUUUGGAUUCAGAACUUCAUCUCUUUUUUUCUCUGGACAGCAACUAAGAAGAUAGUGUUAUGGACUUUGUGAGUUUUCUCUGAAGCAUUUGGCUCACAAGAAAUAAAGCUACCUUCAACAACGAACAGUGUAAUCCACUCAACAUAAUCUACACUGCCCAACAUUGGAAGAACAUAUGGAUCAAUGGCAAUCUCCUAACAGCAAGAACGACACCAAUAACUGCAGAUUCUACAGAUGGUGAAAGCAAUGAGCAUAGUACAGAUGGUGACAACUCAAGUGGAACAAGUCAGGAUCAUAUCACUGAUGGUGCCCGGAAGAGGAACGAUCUACCUUCGAUGAAUACUUGGAAAGCUGUUGUAUGAUGGAUUUGUAAAGAAAAAGGUGUAGUGAUUGACAGAGGGAAAGCCCCUGUGUUCGCCUCUACCCCGCCCCAAACUGAAGCCAUGGCUGCUCUUAUGGCAAUAAAAAAUUCAAACCUUACAGGGAGGAAAGUCACUAUGCUCACAGACUCAAGCGAGUUGGUGAAGGUUUUUACUGACAACAGCAAAGCAAAGAGGGAGAUAAAGCAGUUAAUGCUUUAUAUUAAACAGGCUGUCAAAAAUUUUGAUAAUUUUGUAAUUGUAAAAGUCAGUAGACUCAAAGUAAAAGAGGCCCAUGAACUAGCUAUAGCAGCUAGGAAGGGUGUAGUCUGUUUUGUUUUCUUGAUUGUCAAAAAAAAAAAAAUAAAAAAUAAAAAAAAAAAAAACAGACAGGUAAAAUUUACUAUAAGUAUAUCACAAUGUGCUAAUAGUGUCACUUAGGAGGCUUGGAUAGUGGCUUGCUAGAAUUUGAUAAUCUUGGUAGUAAAGAUAUUUGGCAUCUCCAUGUUUUGUGGCUGUUUAUCUAAUUAUUCAACUUCUUUACUGGUUGAA